Molecule: messenger RNA, 1754 nt
Organism: Magnolia sinica
Lineage: Eukaryota; Viridiplantae; Streptophyta; Magnoliopsida; Magnoliales; Magnoliaceae
Product: dihydrolipoyllysine-residue succinyltransferase component of 2-oxoglutarate dehydrogenase complex 1, mitochondrial-like
Exons: 13
Coding region: 122-1447 (441 amino acids)
Biological process (GO): tricarboxylic acid cycle
Cellular component (GO): oxoglutarate dehydrogenase complex
Molecular function (GO): dihydrolipoyllysine-residue succinyltransferase activity
Source: RefSeq, a predicted model, not a curated record
CGACAGCUGCGUCCCUUUUUAUAUUCUUCUCGAACCUUCUUGCCUCCGUAGUUUUCUCUCUAUUCUAGGGUUUCUCAUUCAAUCUUGAAGUCUAUUGGAUAGAUAGAAGUGGAUCUCAUAAAUGGCAACGAAGAUUGCUCGCCUGAUUCGUCGUCCAGUCUCUACAUUAUUUGUGCUGAGAAGUUGUAGGCAUGUUCGAAACUUCAGUCAACAUAUUUUGCCAGGUGGUCCAGUUCUUUCGAAGCCUGUGAGGGAAUUAUGCAGGGAAGUUGUUGGCUUCCUUCAGAAGGACUCUCCUUACUGUGUAUGGAUUAGGUCGUUUUCUUCGGACAAUGGUGACCUGGUUGAUGCGGUUGUCCCAUUCAUGGGUGAAUCUAUUACUGAUGGCACUCUAGCAGCCUUCUUGAAGAAAACUGGAGAUAGUGUAGAAGUUGAUGAGACAAUUGCUCAAGUUGAAACUGAUAAGGUCACCAUUGAUGUUGCAAGCCCUGAAGCUGGAGUUAUCGAAAAGUUGGUGGCCAGGGAAGGUGAUACUGUGGUGCCAGGAACCAAGGUUGCUAUCAUUUCCAAGUCAGGUAGUGGCACAACACAAGCUCCAUCAGAGAAGAAACCAGAGAAGGAUGUGCCUCCGCCUUCUCCACCCAUGGAGAAGGCGGCGCCUAAAGUAGAAGCUAGCAAAGAGAAGCCUAAAGCACCUUCUCCUCCACCUCCUAAAGCCUCAGCUACAGAACCUCAGCUUCCUCCCAAGGAAAGGGAAAGGCGAGUUCCUAUGACAAGGCUUAGGAAACGGGUAGCCACUCGUUUGAAGGACUCUCAGAAUACAUUUGCAAUGCUGACAACAUUCAAUGAGGUUGACAUGACUAACUUGAUGAAGCUCCGAUCUGAUUAUAAAGAUGCCUUUGUCGAAAAGCAUGGGGUGAAGUUGGGCCUUAUGUCUGGAUUUGUGAAAGCUGCUGUCAGUGGCCUCCAAAAUCAGCCCAUAAUCAAUGCGGUCAUUGAUGGAGAUGACAUCAUUUAUAGAGAGUAUAUUGACAUCAGUAUUGCAGUCGGCACUCCUAAGGGUCUUGUUGUUCCAGUCAUCCGCAAUGCGGAUAAAAUGAACUUUGCUGAAAUAGAGAAGGCAAUCAACAGUCUUGCAAAGAAAGCAAAUGAUGGAACGAUAUCAAUCGAUGAGAUGGCAGGGGGUUCAUUUACAAUAUCCAAUGGUGGUGUCUACGGAAGUCUUUUGAGCACGCCAAUCAUUAAUCCCCCACAGUCGGCCAUCCUAGGUAUGCACUCGAUUGUGUCUCGUCCGAUGGUUGUUGGCGGAAACAUUACACCGAGACCAAUGAUGAACAUUGCUCUCACAUACGAUCAUAGGCUCAUUGAUGGAAGAGAGGCAGUCUUCUUCUUGCGUCGCAUCAAGGAUGUUGUGGAAGACCCUCGCAGGCUUCUCCUUGAUAUAUGAGCAGAAGCAGGCACCACCUCAGCCAUGCAGUCUGACAAGAAUACCUUGAUUCUUGCCGCAUGGGGAAUAAUUCUUUUUGCUUCAAAUUAAAGUUUUGCAGGCUUUAUUAUGUUGGUAUAUUUUCUCUUAAACGAGUUUAGAAUUGUGGGCCACCAUGAUUGAAUUUGAAUAUUUGAAGCCUCAUAAUGUUUUGAUUCGGGUUUUUGUAUGUUUCUGCAUUUGAAAGCAGAACCUUGAACCAUGCAUGCUUUUUAGCAUUUUGGAUGCUACUCAAGUUAUAUAAGCACACGCAUUUUUCCGUUUUCUA